AAGAACAAUGAAUCCCAUGGACCAUGGCAUUCACCUUUUGUUUUACCCUUUGUUCAGUGAAGAACCGGUAAUGAUCUUUGAAUACAGAGCUCAAACACUCGAUAAGAGUGUCCUCAAACAGACGUUUAUGUUUCCGAGGAAGGAAGGAAGGAAGGAAGGAAGGAAGGCUCUGAAACCUUCAAAGCCUGAUCUAAGCUCGAGCAGCAUUGCCAGUAGCCGACCAAGAUAGUGCAACGAAUCAUAGGAUGCUUGAAGUAGGAGAGAUGCACCGAGUAAAGUCCCAUCGCACAUGAAUGAUGCAUUAUUAUUUUCUUGCUGACAAUAAGAUAAUGUGCAUGAAGAGCUUCCCAGUGACGUUGAUGACUGCAGGUUCUCAUCGGACUCAUUGCACGCCCGAAGUUGCUGCCAAAUCGUCGACAUCUGAUUUCCUCGGCGAGAGGAAUGGAAUGUUGAGGGUAUGCUGUGGGGACUUUGGCCACUCUCAAGCUGUUACGUGUUUGUGUCAUUUGUUUUCCUGUAAGGGUGUAUUGUUAGCAAGCUUUCUUUAUGUUCCUCGACGCCAUAAUGAGGGGGACUGUUGCUGCUGCUUCCUCUCUCUCUCUCUCUCUCUCUCUCUCACCGAGUGCCUCCCUUCUCUGACACAGCAGUCGUCUCUUUCUCUGUCUCAUCACUCUCUCCAUCUAUGGCGUAAGCUUGAUUCCUGAUAGUGCAAGCAAAGCAAACACCCCACUUUCUUUUUGUUUGGUCACAGCCUCCCUUAAACUUUCUCGGUUUUCCUUUGUCCUGUAAAAUUCUACCUUCCCUUUCUUGUUCCAACAUUUGUGCUCCCUCACUACUGCUGUAAGACUCUUAUUGUCUCACACCACAGCCCUUCUACCAAAUCGCUUUAUUUCCUCUCUCUGGGAUUUCUUCCACCCUUUGGCCUUUAUUUGUUUUGCCUUCCUUCUUCGGUCCAAGUUCCUCUUGAUGCUCAAUUCUCGCAAUGGAAAGAACAACGAAGCAUACACUGUACCUUCUUAUGGGAUAAAAUCCAUGCAGAUUUUCUCUCACCUUCCAUGCCUGCAGCCGAGAGCGAGGAUGGUGGGAUUUGCUCUGUCCCAGGUUGUCAACCAUUCUGCGCUUCUGCAUGACUCCAGGUCAAGAAGAGCACUUCAAAUAAAGAAAGAGAACAAAGAUUGAGAGAGAAUGGAUGUUUCUGGUCGUGAAGAAGAGAUGCCAACACCAAUGGCCAGUGCAUGUGUUGGUGAUCAUGGCCACAACAGCAGCAUCCAUGACACCCCUCCUAUCCACCACUCCACCAAUGGGCCUCUUCCUCCCCUCUCCAUUGUCACCACAGAGGACCACCAUCACCAUGGCAAGAAAGGGGUGGUGGUGAAGUACAGGGAGUGCCACAAGAACCACGCAGCUUCCAUCGGUGGGAGUGCUACUGAUGGCUGUGGUGAGUUCAUGCCAAGUGGGGAGGAAGGAACUCCAGAGGCCUUGAAGUGCUCUGCCUGCGGCUGCCACAGGAACUUCCACAGGAAAGAGACAGAAGGCGAGCCCUCGUGUGACUGCUUCCACCCCUUUAGGGGGAGGAAGGUGAUGAUGGGUCAGAAGGGCUUCCUCGUCUCAGGAUCAGAUGCAUUUGGCUACAGCCCUGCAAGCAACAGCCUCGUUCCAAGGGUGGUGAUGCCACUGGGAGCCAUGCAGACCUCCGAGUCUGACGAGAUGGAAGGAGUUGGCGGGAUGGUGCCGAUGCCUGCCAUGGUGAAGAAGAGGUUCAGAACUAGGUUUACCACAGAGCAGAAGGAGAAGAUGCUGAGCUUUGCUGAGAAGGUGGGAUGGAGGCUUCAGAAGCAGGAGGAGAGUGUGGUGCAGCAGUUCUGCCAGGAGACUGGGGUGAAGAGGAGAGUCCUCAAGGUGUGGAUGCACAACAACAAGCACAAUUUGGCAGGGAAGAUCUCUCUCCAGCUUGAAUGACCACUUCAUUCUGCCAUUCUCACUGUCAUUUAGUGUUUCCAUAGCAAAUGCUCAUCCUACAAGUUUUGAGUUUGGUGGUCGCAUGUCAUAACUAUUUUCUCAUGUCACUCAUGAGGUGAUGAAGGAGGAUAGGAAGCUUGGUGGAUUGAAACCAUGAACUUUUUCUUCUACAGAGUUCUCCAAGCUUAGGUGUUGAUCACUUCAAUGUCA
Musa acuminata subsp. malaccensis (wild Malaysian banana) is the source of this 2169-nucleotide messenger RNA. NCBI's taxonomy places the organism in Eukaryota, Viridiplantae, Streptophyta, Magnoliopsida, Zingiberales, Musaceae. The record is from RefSeq and is a predicted model, not a curated record.